Daldinia loculata is the source of this 1150-nucleotide messenger RNA. RefSeq lists its product as uncharacterized. Bases 124 to 1065 code for a protein of 313 amino acids. Lineage: Eukaryota; Fungi; Ascomycota; Sordariomycetes; Xylariales; Hypoxylaceae. Gene Ontology annotation, molecular function: DNA-binding transcription factor activity, RNA polymerase II-specific; zinc ion binding. Gene Ontology annotation, biological process: regulation of DNA-templated transcription. The transcript has 2 exons. The record is from RefSeq and is a predicted model, not a curated record.
GAUCAUGGCCUACUUGAUCAUCCCAACGAGAGAAGGAGGAAUAGGCUCGGCUACCAUCGAUCAACGGUCGCAUGUGGUAAGUGGUAUCGCGCCAAGUAGUGGCCAGCUCAAGGGAAGGUUCGUAUGAGUGUUAAAGUGCAAUUCGGUAUAGGACAUUGCCGGAAAAGGAAGAUCAGGUGUAAAAAGCCUGAGGUAAAAGAUCUCCUAAACCGAUGUGAGAGUUGCAUCAAUCUCAAAAAGGACUGCGUAUAUACUGCAGUAAAUCCACAACCACAACCACAUACGAUGACACAUCGGCCAAGAAGAGUUUCAAUUGGAUCUAACCCUGCGUCACCCACCACAUCUCCCGCAACGGCAAUAGGUCAUAUCGUGGAAGGGCAAUCGAAUCCGGCCUACCACCAGCUUACAGCAAUACCAUCGGUGCCAAAUAUAGGACAACACCCAGUAGAAACUGGUGAAGAUGAGACUUAUUCUGUUGGGAAAGUUCCAUCGACUACACCUAGCAGUCGGUCCUUUAGCUAUGGGCAAGUGGCAAGUGGUUGGAUGUCGACUGAUGCGGAUGCCGGCGCCGAGACGACGUCGGGGGCCACGAACACCCCUUGGACGAGUUUUCCCCACGGUGUGCCCGAGACUACGGGAUUCUCCCAAUAUACCUCCCACGCAACGACUCCAUCACUAUCGACAUGGCCGGCCAAUUCACUCGGGAUAAAUAGAAUGAAUACCGAUGACACAUGGCAUCCGUAUCCAUCGGGCGCGAGAUCGAUGUCAUUCAACAGCCACCAAUCCGAACAAUUUGAUUCUUCGUCGACAAGACCAUACGAUCGGGUGCAAUCACCGAUCGCGACCAACAUCAUGCCAGAAGCGAGCUUAGCCGCUCAGGGGUCUCUUUCAGCUGGUGCCACGCCGCAUCUAGCAUACGAUGUAUGGCAGCAGCAAUACGAAUACUCUAGACCCAACGAAGACUAUGAUGGAUGGUAUGAGAACCGUGACCAUCCCGCCGGGGCACAUGUCUCGUCUAGCGAAGACCCCUCUCAAAUCGGAGGCGUCUACUACAGCCAACGAUGACUAGAACUCGAUCGGGGCAUGGUGCGGAGUGUCAGACCACUCGCAAUCUUUUGGCCGCGUAUUUCCCACCGCAGCAUUGCAUUCU